AUGCGUAGUGACGACACUGCCAGCAACACAUACAAGGACCGUUCUGGACCGCCCAAAGCGUUCGAGAAUCCAGACAUCGUCGCUGCCAACCCGCUGCGUCCGCGUCUGCCCCUCUGCCUUCUGGAGUCUGGAGUCUGGAGUCUGGAUGCGGCAAGAUGCGGGUUUCAAUUUGCACUUGCGCAGCCCGGCAAAUUCCCGCAACCUACGAAACAGUUGACUGUUUCCCGAUUUGCCACUCCACAGCAACACGACUGUAUGUCAUCGAGAUCCCUGCCCUUGGCUGACGAACGAGCCACUGGGAACAAUCACAACACGAUGCGGAAGAAGUCCCGACAUUUCCCUCUCCUUCCUCAGGCUCCUACUGCCCCGUAUGGACACCCAUCUUAUUGCACACUCUCAGCUUCAUGCUCGGACAUUCUCCUCCGGCCAAAGGUAACUGCUUGUCCUGCAGGAAGGGCGAUGCUCCACGCUGCGUCUCAUGUGAUGCCACAAUGGCGGCAUGGACCAGCUUUGCCCCUUGAACGGACGAAUACGAUGCGAGAAAAAGACCGAUGCAUUUCCCAACAGAGCAAGUACUUUCUUACGGGAGAGCAUCAGGCGAAUCUGUUCGUACCGUUUUACCUCGCCAUCAACUCGGUUGACAGAAUACGUGCAUCACAACAUGCGGAAUUUUUGCUGAGCCGCGUCGCACAUCAUAUCCACUCCUUCAGAUCUUUGCCUACACCAGUUUUUGAUCUCGUGCCCCUCGUCGCGACGUUUGCCUCCUCCCGGUUUGCUUGUACCGUACCUCCAUUGUCCGACACUCCGAAUCCGAAAACAUCCCACGGGAACUACGUCACAACAAUGACAUCUCGAAAACCCCGUCAGUUAUUGCUUUCGCCAUGCAUCUUGUACCUGAAGCAAUCAAGCCACCACCGCGGACCUUGAGAAACCCGAUUAUUACCCCUCUUCUGCCCCUCGGCUGGGCACGUCUCAUUCCUAGACACUCCUACAUAUCCGCAUUCCACUCAAUAAGGUAAGGCCAUUUUACCUCAAUCAGCGGGGCCUAGCGUCGUCAGGACAUGAGCCUCGGAGUAACCUGUGGCCCCGCCGCCGCUCUGGAGCUAUGCCGUCAAGCUUUUGUUGGGCUUG
Molecule: messenger RNA, 1131 nt
Organism: Colletotrichum godetiae
Lineage: Eukaryota; Fungi; Ascomycota; Sordariomycetes; Glomerellales; Glomerellaceae
Exons: 2
Coding region: 1-927 (308 amino acids)
Source: RefSeq, a predicted model, not a curated record